Saxophila tyrrhenica is the source of this 2382-nucleotide messenger RNA. It is a transcript of the gene MDL1, whose product is annotated as ATP-binding cassette permease mdl1. NCBI's taxonomy places the organism in Eukaryota, Fungi, Ascomycota, Dothideomycetes, Mycosphaerellales, Extremaceae. Gene Ontology annotation, cellular component: mitochondrial inner membrane. Gene Ontology annotation, molecular function: ATP hydrolysis activity; ABC-type oligopeptide transporter activity; ATP binding. The transcript is spliced from 2 exons. The record is from RefSeq and is a predicted model, not a curated record. Gene Ontology annotation, biological process: oligopeptide export from mitochondrion. The coding region runs from base 1 to 2382 and encodes 793 amino acids.
AUGGCGACAGCGAUACGGGCGCCGCAAUUGCUGGCGCGUGCGAAGGCAUGGGACAGCUUGGGCAAUGGGGCGCUGUUCACUACAAGAAUAUGCAGAGCAUCGAUCAGCGCAGGACGAGAUGGAGCAAAUGCGCAGGACAUACGGCGAACAUCUGCGCCCUUUCAGGGGGAGGCGGGGGCGCAAAGGAGAUGCUUGUCUACAUCACGGCCACCGAACACACGGCCGACCGGGGUUGGUUUGACGACAGCAGGAAUACAGCAGCAGCUAGCAGGCGCGAGACGAGUGCUACAGACAUCUUCACCGGCGAAGCAAGAAGCUGGUGCGCUGGCAAAAGAGAAUUCGGGGAAGGCCUACCGCGACGAGGUCUCGAAGCUCGAGGACCCAGCGGACGAAGACCUAGACGAAGACCACCAGAGCUUCAAGCGGAGUGAGCGCGCCGCGCAAGCCUCGCAGCUCAAUCUCUCUGCGCGCCUAUCGAGCGAGGGCAAGACCCAGGGUGGGCUCGGUGAGGUUUGGCGGCUGGUCAAAAUCGCAAGCCCAGAGGUCAAGACGUUGAGUAUAGCAUUCGCCUUCCUAUUGGUCGGAAGCAGUGUGACAGCUCUACUUCCGUUCUCCAUCGGAAAGAUCAUGGAUGCUGCGUCCCAGGAGACCGGAGGCAUACUCGGCUUCUCGCAGAACCAGUUCUUCAUCGGCCUGGGCUCGAUUCUGGCAGUGGGCGCCUGCGCAAACUACGGUCGCAUUUUGUUGUUGCGGAUCACCGGCGAGCGCAUUGUGACGAAGCUGCGGAGUUCGCUGUACCGGAAGACGUUCAUUCAAAACGCCGAGUUCUUCGAUGCCAACCGUGUCGGUGACCUGAUCAGCCGGCUUGGGAGCGACACCAUCAUCGUUGGCAAGAGUAUCACGGUCAACAUGAGCGAUGGGCUGCGCUCGCUCGUCUCAGCUACAGCCGGGCUGACCAUGAUGGCUUGGACAUCCGUCAAGUUGACUGGUGUACUGGCCAUCUUCCUUCCGCCAGUCGCCCUGGGAGCUUUCUUCUACGGCCGCGCGAUUCGUAAUCUGAGUCGUCGACAACAGAAGAACCUUGGAACACUGACGAAGAUCGCUGAAGAACGACUGGGCAAUGUGCGCACCUCGCAGUCGUUCGCUGGCGAGCUGCAGGAAGUGCACAGGUAUAACAGCCAGACGCGCAAGAUCUUUGGUCUUGGACGCAAAGAAGCGUUUCUUGCUUCCGCCUUCUUCUCAGCUUCUGGAUUCAUGGGCAACAUGACCUUUCUCGCUCUCCUCUACGUCGGUGGUGGGAUGGUGAGGAGUGGCGCGAUCACUGUCGGCGACAUGACAUCCUUUCUUAUGUACGCCGGCUUCGCGGGGUCCAGUCUUUUCGGUCUGAGCAGCUUCUACUCCGAGCUGAUGAAAGGUGUGGGCGCGGCAUCACGACUAUUCGAGCUGCAAGACCGCAAUCCCACAAUCUCACCCACAUCAGGUGAUGCCAUCAGAAGUGCAAGAGGCGCCAUAGAGUUCAAGGACGUCUCGUUCGCCUACCCUACUCGGCCAGCGGUGAACAUCUUCAAGAACCUGAACUUCCGCAUCGAACAGGGCAGCAACGUGGCCAUCGUCGCUCCCAGUGGAGCCGGCAAGUCGACCGUUGCGAGCUUGCUGCUGAGAUUCUACAUCCCGACCGAAGGCACGAUUACGAUUGCGGGUAAAGACAUUACCAAGAUCAAUGCCAAGCAGCUUCGACGAAAGAUUGGGUAUGUUGGGCAGGAGCCGGUGUUGUUCAGCGGGACUAUCGCAGAGAACAUUGCGUAUGGGCGACCGACGGCGACGAGGGGCGAGAUCACUGCUGCGGCGAGGAGGGCGAACUGUGGGUUCAUCAGUGACUUUCCCGACGGCCUCGAAACCUUCGCCGGCGCCCGCGGCACCCAGCUCUCCGGCGGUCAAAAACAACGCAUUGCCAUCGCGCGCGCCCUGCUCAAAGAGCCGGACAUCCUGAUCUUGGACGAAGCCACUUCUGCGCUCGAUGCCGAAUCCGAGACGCUCGUCAACCAGGCACUAUCGCGCAUGUUGUCCAGCAACAACACGACGAUCAGUAUCGCGCAUCGUCUAAGCACUAUCCAGAGAAGUGACGUGAUUAUCGUGCUCGGGUCAGAUGGAACCGUGGCGCAGACGGGGAGCUAUCGAGAACUGAGUCAAGAUAAGGAUGGUGCGUUUGCGAAGUUGAUGGAAUGGCAGAUGAGCGGUGGGAGUGCGGCUGCUUUGGCCGCGCCGGAAGAGCCUGUGCCGGUCCCUGAUGUGACGAAGGAAGACGUGGACGAGGAGCAGAGAAGUGUUGACGAUGUAGAUACGGAAGCGGUGGUGAGAGAUGGAGAGGGCGGCAAGAAGUAG